This is a messenger RNA of Schistocerca piceifrons (Central American locust), 669 nucleotides long. Its product is annotated as trypsin-2-like. The record is from RefSeq and is a predicted model, not a curated record. Lineage: Eukaryota; Metazoa; Arthropoda; Insecta; Orthoptera; Acrididae. Gene Ontology annotation, biological process: proteolysis. Bases 1 to 669 code for a protein of 222 amino acids. The transcript has 2 exons. Gene Ontology annotation, molecular function: serine-type endopeptidase activity.
AUGUCCGGAGUAGAAACAUCCAUCACGGACCAUCCUUACAUGGCGGGCUUGGAGGUGUGGGGUACGUUUACCUGUGCAGCCACGGUCAUCAAAAAGUCUUGGGCAAUGACUGCUGCGCACUGUGUCAGGGGAAAUGAAGGCUAUGGUGAAAUAUGGCUUCGGGUUGGCACAUCUGACCGCGAAUAUGCAGGAUGGUUGGUUGCUGUGGAUAAAGUUGUAAGACAUGCUGAAAAGAGGCCGAACGACAUAGCUCUCCUACACACGCAGACAGAAUUUCCUAUCGGGGAUUUAGUCAAGGUGGUGACGCUACCGCUAUCCAGUAAUAAAGUGGAGAACGGCACUGUGGGGACCAUUUUAGGAUGGGGCAAGGCAGGUCCAGGUGAAAACAGCCCGCCGAAGUUGAGGAAGAUGGAAAUGAUUGUAGACAACUAUACGUGGUGCGUGCCAGGAGCCGGCUUUGACGUCACCGAGCCGGAAGCCAUUAUUUGUGCACGCCCAAAGACUGCAGGCACGGACGUGUGCAAUGGCGAUAGCGGGGGACCGCUGACCUACGGUGACCGGCAGAUAGGCAUCAUCAGCCGUGCCAGUUGUACUGGUGCUUCGCAGGCUGUAGUUCUGUUCACUAAUGUCGCCUACUUCCGUGACUGGAUCGAUGACGAGACAAAGUAG